AUGGCAACUGAAGAGAGAGCUGUUCCCCUCCGCUUGGGUUCCAUCGCCCCCAACUUCCAGGCCGACACCACCAACGGCCCCAUCGACUUCCACGAAUUCAUCGGCGACAACUGGGUCGUCCUCUUCUCCCACCCCGAGGACUACACCCCCGUCUGCACCACCGAGCUCGGCGCCUUCGCCAAGCUGGAGCCCGAGUUCACCAAGCGCGGCGUCAAGUUGAUCGGUCUCUCCGCCAACACCGUCGAGUCUCACGGAGGAUGGAUCAAGGACAUCGACGACAUCACCGGCAGCAAGCUGACCUUCCCCAUCAUCGGUGACAAGAACCGCCACGUUGCCUACCUCUACGACAUGCUGGACCACCAGGACACCACCAACGUCGACUCCAAGGGCAUUGCGUUCACCAUCCGCUCCGUCUUCAUCAUUGACCCCAAGAAGACCAUCCGUCUGAUCCUGUCCUACCCCGCCUCCACCGGCCGCAACACCGCCGAGGUCCUCCGUGUCGUUGACUCUCUCCAGACCGGUGACAAGCACCGUGUCACCACCCCCAUCAACUGGGUUCCCGGUGACGAUGUCAUCGUCCACCCCAGCGUCAAGAACGAGGAGGCCAAGACCCUGUUCCCCAACUUCCGCAUCGUCCGACCAUACCUCCGAUUCACCCCUCUGCCCAAGGAGGAGACCUCCGCCGCCGUCUAA
Molecule: messenger RNA, 693 nt
Organism: Amorphotheca resinae ATCC 22711
Lineage: Eukaryota; Fungi; Ascomycota; Leotiomycetes; Helotiales; Amorphothecaceae
Exons: 3
Coding region: 1-693 (230 amino acids)
Biological process (GO): cell redox homeostasis; cellular response to oxidative stress; cellular oxidant detoxification
Cellular component (GO): mitochondrion; cytosol
Molecular function (GO): peroxiredoxin activity
Source: RefSeq, a predicted model, not a curated record